AUGGCUAAACUUGUAGGAAGCGGCACAGGUGAGAUGAAAGAAUCAAAAGCUGAACACGUCAACCUUAUCAUCUACCUGAGUCUGGGAGUCUCGCUGUUUGUUCUUCUGUGUGUUGCCGUCAUGUUUGCCGUCAAACUCUGGAUAACCCGUCACCAUGUAAAGGGAAACAAUCGUGCUAAGUCACCCGACCCUCAAGAGAAGACAACCGGGGUAAAACGGGCUAAAGUCUCUCCCCAAACCAAGGGAGAAAACCCAUACUACUCCGAGAUUCCAGAGAGAGCCCUGAGUAAAGUCCUCCCACACAACGAGGAUGUAUACGCCCAUAUACAAAAGCCCGUCAAAAGUGUCUUUGAUCCCCCUCAAGUAAAAACACAGCCAAACUUUUAUGUACGUGACUGGGGACAUGUACAGGAGAAUUUCUAUCAUGAGAUUCCUGAAGUGAAAGGAAAAUUACCAUAUGACAGAGACACACUUUUAGAAUAUUAGGGGAUAUCACAUAAACAUACAGUUUUAAUAAAAUAUUAAAAAUAUUUUCUUAUGAAAUGGAUAUUACCAACAUAUAUACAUUUAUGUUGUUUUAUUGUAUGCUAUUUUUACCUUAUCUGUACACAUUUUUAUUAACGUGGGAUUUUUGUU
Messenger RNA from Physella acuta, 636 nucleotides. RefSeq lists its product as uncharacterized. The record is from RefSeq and is a predicted model, not a curated record. Lineage: Eukaryota; Metazoa; Mollusca; Gastropoda; Physidae.